Sphaerodactylus townsendi is the source of this 4453-nucleotide messenger RNA. RefSeq names its product KIAA0753 ortholog. Bases 466 to 3075 code for a protein of 869 amino acids. Gene Ontology annotation, cellular component: centriolar satellite. Gene Ontology annotation, biological process: centriole replication; protein localization to centrosome. NCBI's taxonomy places the organism in Eukaryota, Metazoa, Chordata, Lepidosauria, Squamata, Sphaerodactylidae. The transcript has 16 exons. The record is from RefSeq and is a predicted model, not a curated record.
CGCGGUGCGCAGUUGCUAAGGAACGCUCGUGGAGGCCAAAAAGUGGCGGCAGCCGCGGAGCGAGUUCUACAUGUCAAGCACAGCUGGGAGGUCCCCCGUUUGUCUUCUCAGUCCUGCCGUUGUCUAAGGUGGCAGGCCUGGAGAGGCCAGGCCCAGCUGUCCUCACCCAAGGCCAAAUGGAGCCUCCACGUUCAUGAGUAGUAUAUCUGUGCCGGUAAACUGCUUUCAUUCGCUGCUCACGUUCUCUUGGAGCUUGAGUGGCUGCUGCUGGAGGCAUGUUCAGCAAACUGAGGGCUCAACUUAGGUCUUUUUGCCUGUUUCUUAACUUGUAACGAGAUCUUUAAGCAUAAAUAGAAAAGUCCCGUGCACCAGUGGCAAUCCUAACGUAAGCUUACUGUUGGUAUUUUAGCAACGUUUUUUUUCAUAGACAACAAUAAAAUCACAAUUUUCUGAAUCUCCUGCUGAAUGGUAAUGGGGCCAGGGAAACCAUCUCGUGUGCCUUUGACAUCCUUGUCCCAGCUGGGAAAAACCGAAGAGAGGCCUCUCCGGACCCAGCUUCAGUUCAAUCGGAAUGUUUCUGCGCUGCCAGGGAACUUGGCUUUCCAAUUCACCAGCCCUAGUCCGAUUAUAAUAGAAAAGCUGAAGCAACCUCAGAAUAGGAAGGACCAAGGUGCCGGCGAUGCACUGGAUUUCCGAAACUCUGUUGAGUUUUCUGUCAUAUCCGAAGAGAAGCUCAAUUUGGCUGUUCAGCUGGCCAAAAGGGACGUGAAACGCAGACAUCUGGAGGAGCAAGUGAGACAACAUUUCCUCAGCGAGAAGAAAACUGCUCCCUUGCAACCUGUGGGGCCUGGGCAAGCCAGGAGGAAGCCUGAAAACAUUGUAGGACCGAGAGCAUCAAAUUGCCUCCAGAAAGAUGAAUGCCAGCUUGGCAAUGGGUCCAAACUGGGGACAACCAGCUCAGGAGCCAAAGUCUAUCUCUACACCCCAAAUCAGAUGAAGUUGAAAGCUGCUGUGUCUGAUUCACCCCCCACCCGUGAUCCAGGACCUGGGCCCAGAAAGGAGGAAGACAAGACUGCCCUGGAGGUUCGGCGGCUGCAAAAGGAGCUGCAGAGCUACAUCCAGAAAAUAGAACAGCUGGUAAAAAAAGAGAGAAGUGAAGAAACGUUGGAUCCCGAUGAAGAGCGCCGGGUCCGUGUUCGAAGGCAGGAGCAGGCUGUGCGAUCUGCACGAAUGCUGUAUGUGCUGCAACAACAGGUAAGAGAAAUUCAGGAAGAUCUGGAGAAGCUGAGUCCCCAGAAAAUCAAACACACAAAAAAGUCCCGAGCCAUGGCCCAGCUGGCAGCAGCUCACAGAGGCGCAGUCCGGGCUUUGCAGAUGUUCACCGCUCGCUUGGCCAGCCAGUCGGAGCACCAUCUGGCUCCUGGCCACUGCAAGGAACUGGGCAACCUCAUCCGGCAGCUGUCCCUCUGCUCUGCUCGCUUGGAGAUGGACUCCUCCAUUCCUGAUGUCGUCAUUGACAUCCUGCUGCAAAUAGAGGAUUUGGAGUCUCUGCUGUCCAAGAAAGAGUCGCCCCAAAAAGAGAAGAAAUGGCCUUCCACAUCUCAGGUUGAACAGCCAUCAGGCAGAGCCAGGGUGCCAAGCAGAGAGAAGAAAGUUUUUCCACCGGAGUCCAAAAAGUCACCAGUAGCUAGAAGACUUCUCCCUUCCAAUGAAGAAGAUGUACAAGAUUUUAUUGAUGACCCCCAGCAGACUGAAGAGGUGUCACCAGAGAAAAUGAGAGAUCGCUUUGGUACAGCUGCCCCGGAAUGUGUGCCUGCUCUAGAGCAAGAUGGAGCUUUUCAGGCCAGACCCAAGGAGGCCUUGAGAAGACCCAAGCCUGUGAAAAAGGCCUCUGGUCUCGAAGGUGGCCCACUGAAAAAGAAAGGAGUGAUGUUUUCUUCCAAAGCUCAGGGAAGUACCAGAGCUCAGAGACCAAGAACUGAGCAGCCUCAAGCCAAGCACGCUCGGUUUCAGGACACCACUGUGGCAUUCCGGCUCAAGGAGACCAAGCCGCCAGUUCGAGAAAGCCGGGUCCCCUGGGUGCCUCCCAGCCCCACGUCCCCUCUAGGGUCACCUCGACGGCCACCGGAUCGAAGUCCCCAAAGCAGAGAAACCAUUUUGGAGAAAGAGAGAACAGGAGAAGGAAGACGAGGCACAGAAAAGACAGCUGUCAGGGCCGACAUCAUCUCUCCAAAGAAGAUUGUGGAUAAGAUGGAAAGGGAGAUUCGAGAGCGUCUGGAGCCCCUCUUGGAGAAAGCACAGAAGGUCAAUCUCUCCUUGGAAAGGAACAUUCGCUUGAAGGAGCCAUUACUGGAGAGCCAGACUUCCCCCCAGGGUGACGGAAAGGCUGCAUCUAAGCCUGGGAUCCUGAGCAGCCUUUUGGAAGACUCUGCUCUGGAGCAAAGCCAGAGGACAAGUCAGGAGUCUCUCCCUGCGCUCAGCGCCCCAGACCUGGAGAUGAUGCUUCAGAGGAUGGAGGAGAUCGAGAACUACCAAGAGCUUGUGCGAAGGCGGUAUAACCAGAUCGUCUAUUCUGAUCCUGAAUUCUGGGCCCAGGAAGAGCGAAGGGAGAACGCAGCUGCGGCAAGAGAUAAAUCUCCUGUAGCUCCCCAUCCCAUCCAGAUCACAAAGCCAGAAGGUCACCACGAGCCACAAGUGGAGAUCUUAUUAAAAAUGCCGAUGGAUGCAAAUGCUGUUGAGGAGGACGUGGAGCCAGAUGAGAGACCGGAGCCCAGCACUGAAAUUACGCAGUCUGCCGCUCGGGAUGUCUCCCAGCUGAAGCAGCCCCGCGCUUUCCUCUCUGUGCCCAAGAACAUGCUACAAAGCAUCCGUGAUUACAGCGCCCGCUACGAACAGCACCUGAAGUGCAUUUCCCACGAGGAAGUGGGCAACUUCAGUCCGUGGUACAUUGCGCAGAGUUUGGCAGAGGAGGUGACAGAGGAAGCCCUGGCGGACGUGGCGGCCGAGCUGCAAGACCUGUGUGAGGAUUACGCGGAAGCCGUCUUUACCUCCGAGUUCUUGGAGGCUGCCGAGUGACGGGGACUAGCUUUGCGGCUGUCGACUGAGCUCAGCUGUACUGGCUCAGUCAUCUUUCUGAAGAAAUGGUAUCGGGCUACCAUCGCAAAGAACUCUUCCUGCCUGACUCUGCCUGAACUUCAUGUGGGCAAUAUCUCGGUGAGGGGAUUUGACUAUUCCCGUGCCACACUCCAUUGUGCCUUGUUGAUGAAACUGUCUGGGUGUAAUUUUGAAAAAAUGAAUGAUACUGGGAGUUUUGGAACGGGCUCUUACCCCCUCAGUCCCUGCAAUAGAAGCCAUAUGGAUCAUACUUCUGGCUCAUCGUGUUUCUCUGGAUUUUGCACACAACCUCAAAUGACUCACGACCUCUUAGUCCUCUGUGUGUAGCUGCUUCACUCACAAUAAGGUGCAACCUCGCUGAAACACGGGGCAGCUUGAUCUCUUAAAUCACUGAGCGACACAGAGUCUAACCACUGAUUGCUUUGGGUUCACCAGCAAGGCUUUGUGAAUAAACCUUUCUUUGUCUUCUCUUCGGGGCUUCCUCUGCAGUUUGGGGGCUCAAGAUCCACAAAGGCUGGACCGUAUUUGUGGAGUACCCUGUAAGACCUUCCUCCUGCUUUGUGAGAAGAGCUUGAGAUGAUCUGAAGUCCUUGCUUCCACACUGGUGGGAAGCAGUCCUUCGAAGGGCUGAGCAUAUUUGGGGGCGGGAGGCAGAGAGGACUCAAAGGGGCUUACACUGUAUGUCAGCUUGUAACUUAAACAGAAAUAACAAAGCUCCAUGUGGGUAUUUGCUGCAUUGCAACCCACAGUGAACCUGCUUGGUGUGAUCUUGGGUGCUGGGGGACAGGAAUACUUCCUGUGCCAGCAAGACCUCAGUGUUCCUUCCCAUUGGCUGAUUUCCUGUCAGUCAUGGCCAUUCUGGCUUCCUGUUCUCCAGGUGCAAAGGAAAGAUACCAUUGGGCAAAGUGCUCUUUGGACCUUCUGACAUCAACUCUUUCAGCCUAUAGCCACCGUGAGUAAUAUUCCAGUGCUCAGGAAGAGACAUAAGUUUACUUGAAUAAUGUUUUAAUAUAUGUAUAUAUUAAAUCUUUAUCUCAAUAAUAUGUGAUUGUCAGGGUUUUUUAAAAUAACAGUGUUUGUAUCAAAGCAAUAUUUAAGAGGCAGCGGUCGUUCUUGUACAUUAGCAACACAAUUCUGUGAUGAGUUGCUUCGUUCAACAGAUAGCCGUGCAAUCUUAAGAGUUACUCCAGCGUAAGCCCGAUCAUUUCAGCAGACUGAGACUGGAGUAAUUGCAUAGGAUUGGGCUGUCAGUGUACUCAGGAUUGUGCUGUAGGGUGAUAACUCAAUAUUUUGUUUUUUUGAAAUGUGAAAAGUAUUAAUAAACAGGCAUUUCCAUAUG